AUUUUAUCAGAAAUAGAAUUAUUUUAUAUGCUACCACACCAACGUAGAAAAAAUAAUUGGUUUCCUGAACUCAUCUUUAGUCUCGAUAAACUUUAUGAUAUAAUCACUAAAAUACAACAUAAUAAUUGGGACGAUGCUGUAACACCGUUUGUUCCUAAUACAUUACUAAAAAUUAUAGAUAAAGAUCAAUUAAAAGAUAAAGAGAACUUAUUUCAAAAAUUAAAAGAAGUCGAAGAAAAGAUUCAAAAAUUAACAGAAAGUGAAAAUAAAAUAAUUGAAGAGAAGAUUCAAAAUUAG
Racocetra persica is the source of this 297-nucleotide messenger RNA. Lineage: Eukaryota; Fungi; Glomeromycota; Glomeromycetes; Diversisporales; Gigasporaceae. The record is from the annotation of a GenBank genome assembly.